Molecule: messenger RNA, 3534 nt
Organism: Canariomyces notabilis
Lineage: Eukaryota; Fungi; Ascomycota; Sordariomycetes; Sordariales; Chaetomiaceae
Exons: 4
Coding region: 1-3534 (1177 amino acids)
Molecular function (GO): cytoskeletal protein binding; identical protein binding; protein-macromolecule adaptor activity
Source: RefSeq, a predicted model, not a curated record
AUGGGUUUCCUCGGCAUAUACAGGGCUCUCUACGACUACACGCCCCAGGCCGAGGGCGAGUUGCAGAUUGCCGAGGGGGAUUUGCUCUACGUUCUGGAGAAGAGCUCCGACGAUGACUGGUGGAAGGCCAAGAAAAAGGCAUCUGACGAGGAUGAUGAGGAGCCCGUUGGCCUGAUUCCGAACAACUACGUCGAAGAGGCACAACCCCAGACUAAAGCUCGCGCUCUGUAUGAGUACACGAGGCAAACGGACGAGGAGCUCUCGUUCCCCGAGGACGCCCAACUUACCGUUUUCGAUACCUCUGAUCCGGACUGGAUUCUAGUGGGGCAUGAUGGAGAUUAUGGCUUUGUCCCCGCCAACUACAUCGAGAUCGGAGAGGGAGAGGAGAAGGGGGAGGAUGCAGAGCCGCCCAUGCCGACGCCCCCUCCGCUCCCCGCCCGCACACCAAGCGAUGUUCAGAGCCCACCCCUCCCCGCGAGAAACCAGGUCCCCUCCGAGCCUAGCACCCCCGCUACGCCCGCCACACCCGCCGCUCCUCUUGCUCCUAACCCUGCCACCAUGAUAGCAGGCAUGAUGGCCGCUCGGUCCGGCUCAUCACAGCAGCCCCCGCCCCCGCUUGAGCUCUCCUCCCGACAGCAGUAUGCCGACGAGGACUCCGAGUCCGAGGUCAAGUCCCCUCCCCUUCCGGCACGGCCACGUGGUGACUCCCGCGUCUCGGCGGCAGAGUCUGCGCGCCCCUCGCCGCCGCCAGAACAGCGCAGUCGUGUUGAGUACGACGCCCCUCAAACUCCGCGCACGGCUCCGCUCACCCCGGGCGACUUUCACAUGUACAACAUCAACGAGAUGGUGUCGGUCAUGGGGAAGAAAAAGAAGAUGCCGACCACUUUGGGUAUCAAUUUGAGGACCGGUGUUAUCCUGAUCGCUCCCGAGUACGCCCAAGACGGUCCGUCAAUGGAGUGGACAGCUGAUCGCAUGACGCACUAUUCUCGUGAGGGCAAGCACGUGUUUAUGGAGCUUGUUAAGCCGAGCAAGAGCGUCGACUUCCAUGCGGGAGCUAAAGACACCGCGGAAGAGAUUGUUGCCAUGCUCGGCGAGCUCGCCGGCGCCGUUCGUGCCGAGGGGCUGCGCGAGGUCAUCAUGGCGGGUACCAAAAAGUCAAUACAACAGAAGAAGGGCGUUGUCAUGUACGACUUUGAGGCAGCAGGAGAUGACGAGGUCACAGUCGGCAUCGGGGACGAGGUCAUCAUUCUGGAUGAUACCAAGAGUGAUGAAUGGUGGAUGGUCCGACGGGUGAAGAACCAAAAGGAGGGUGUCGUGCCCAGCAGCUAUAUCGAGGUUACCGGCAUUCUCGACACGCCCGUGACCGCUGCUGCCUCUGGUGUCAACGCAGGCAAGUCCACGGUCGAGCAGAAUCGGCUGGAGGAGGCUCGGCUCGCCAAAGAGGCCAUCAAGGCGGGCCAGCGGGAGGAUCAGCGCGAGAGAGAAAAGGCGAAGGCUUCAGAGGUAGGCCCUGGGUUGCUUUUGCCAGAGCGGAGUAGCAGUCUGUCAGCCAGAAAUGGUAACACCCAGCGGCAACAGCGAAGCAGGCGCGAGAACGGCCGGCCCGAAGCCUCGGGCUCAUCCAAGUCGAACGUAAAGUCGAAACCUGAUCCUUCCAAGGUCCGCACAUGGACGGAUCGCUCCAAGUCCUUCACUGUUGAGGCGCAGUUCCUAGGUAUCAAAGAUGGCAAGAUUAAUCUACACAAGAUGAACGGCGUGAGGAUAGCCGUCCCAAUCGCUAAGAUGUCGCUCGAGGACUUGGAGUACGUCGAGCGGAUAACCGGCAUUUCUCUGGAUGAAGACAAACCACUCUCCGAUCUUAAGAAGCGGGCAGUGAGUGAGGCUUCCCGGAACGGUUCGGGCGUCAAGGUCGGCGCUUCCAUUCAACCCAAAAAACCCGAGUACGACUGGUUUCAAUUCUUCUUGUCGUGCGAUGUUCAACCGGGCCUCUGCGAGCGAUAUGCCCAAGCCUUUCUAAGGGAGUCGAUGGAUGAGAGCGUCCUGCCUGAUGUCGAUGCCACGGUCCUUCGAAACCUCGGCCUGCGCGAAGGUGACAUUAUAAAGGUGACACGGUUCCUGGAUGCCAAGUAUUGCCGGGGUAAGAAGGCUACCGGAGGCGAUGAUGAAGCGGCUGGCGGGCUGUUUUCGGGUCCGGGAGGAGCUCUGCGCAAUAACACUAGGAAAGGACGGCCUGCGCCCCCGGUUGAGACAAACAACACGGUUGACGCAAAGGCUCUGUCUCAGCAAAAAGAUUCCCCUGUGAGUGAGAAGAAGACACCGUCUCCUACGUCGGCGACGACUCCCGCAAGUUCAAAGCCGGCCAGCGGAUUCGAUGACGACGCCUGGGACGUGAAGCCGUCCAAGGCCCCUGAACCAACUCCGCAGCCGUCAACGACCCCCACCGCGACAUCUGCUCCCGCUGCGCCGCCCGCUGCGGCCCCUGCUACUGCUCCUACACCUACCCCUGCGAAACUCACAGGGUCAAUGCAGGAAUUGUCCCUGCUCACGCAACCACUAACCCCGGAGAAGACCCAACCCCCGGCUCCAGCUCCGCCAGCGCUGAACCUGGCGCCUGCUUCCGCGCCCGCGCCCGCUCCUGCUCCCGCUCCUACCUCAGCGCCCGCGCAGAUGAUGCCCCAGGCUACCGGCGCCACCCCGGGCUUCUUUACCGGCCUGCAGCCGCCGGCUGUUAACGGUACGCAACAGCAACAGCUUCCGCAGGCCAUUGCCCGCCAACGACCCAUGGCGCCACAAUACACUCAGGGCCAAGGCGGCCUGAUGCCCCCACCCCCGCCGUCACGGCCGCUGUCGGCGCCGCAGUCGGCACAGCCUAGCGCGUUUGCGCCUCCGCCUUUGCAGCCGCAGAUGACGGGUUAUCAGCCGCAGAUUGCCCCGCCGGGACAGAGCCUGAGCGAGAUAGCCCAAGCCAGGUUGCAACAGCAGUAUGCGCAGGCUCAAGCGAUGCAGCAGCAACCUCUCAUGCCGAUGAUGACGGGCAUGCCUGCCGCGGGCCAGUUUAUGGGUCCUCAGCCGACGGGCCAAUUUAUGGGUCCCCAGCCGACGGCAAUGCUCAACGGGCCGAUGCAGAUGGGCAUGCAGCCGCAGCCCCAGGGCUUUGCUCCCCUCGGCGGCUUCCCGCAGCAGCAGCAGCCUCCUCAGCAGCCACAAUUGGGCGGCGCUGGUGGCCUGCCGCCGCCGCUUGAGCCGCAGCGGACUGCUGUACCGGGGCCUAUGGGCAUGGGCAUGAAUAUGGGUAUGGGAACCGGCAUGAACAUGCAACAGCCGAUGAUGCCGCCUAUGCCGCCUAUGCCGACUGGCUUUGGGAACGCGGGCGGUCCGCAGGCUCCCACGCAACCGCUUGUGCCGCAAAAGACGGGGCCGCCGCCGCCCGUCAGGUUCGGAGUUACCGAAGGCGCGAAGAAGUUGUCUCCGCAGCCUACAGGCAGGAGGGCGAAUCUGGCUGCUGCGACGCCGGAUAAUCCGUUUGGUUUUUGA